AUGAAAAGAGCCGAAGCUUGUGAAAAAAAAGUUUUCUUCAAUCAGAAACUUCAGCCGAGAUUAUCCGCCAUUGCUUCAAAUGGCAUUGCCUUCACUUUCUUACGCCUUCUUCGUCAACUUAGACCGCUUCUCUCAAAUCCAUCAAACUACGGCCCCUUAAUUGUCAGUCGUGCCAUCUGUCUUUCAUUCUGCCGGCUCUACUGUCUAUCUGCCUGUCAACGGAUUUACUGCAGCUGGUCGACUAAUACUAUUUGCAUACACAUGCGUCUAUCUCCUGCGUUCAACCCUACCCCACGCAUUUUUCAUCUCUCUCUCUCUCUCUCUCAGUCUCUCUCUCUCUCUCUCUCUCUCUCAGUCACUCUCUCCUCAUCCUCAUCCUCCCCUAUGUCCCUGUCAGUUUCCAUAUACAUCCAUGACUUUCCCGUCUUUUUCUUUAUGGCUGACCAGUUCAGGCUUGGCGUGGAGCCAAACAGCUGA
Messenger RNA from Acanthosepion pharaonis, 477 nucleotides. The record is from the annotation of a GenBank genome assembly. NCBI's taxonomy places the organism in Eukaryota, Metazoa, Mollusca, Cephalopoda, Sepiida, Sepiidae.